AUGUUCGACAGAAUAUUUAAGGAACUCGAAGACACGCCAUACGAACGUCACGUAGAUCGUGAGAGGUAUGCCGUAGACAACACCACAGCACUGGAUGAAGGGAUUCAAAGAUUGAAAAUAAACGUAGGCGGUUUCAUGAAGGGAAUGGAAAGAACUGUUCCAAUAAAUUGGAUGGACUUCCAAAUUGAGGUACAAGAAGCCGGGAAAACAACUUUGCGCAUGUCCUUAGAUAAGAUCACUAAGAUUGCUGUGAAACGCGGUAUUAAUAAAGAAAACGUCAUCCACGUCCUCAAUUACCUUAAUGAUCUUGGAGUCAUUCUGUAUUCGCCCACUAACCAGGAGUUGAAGAACACAGUGAUUACUAACAUCCAUAUGCUAAUUGGUAUCUUCAUGAAAAUCAUCACAGUUGUGAAACCUGAUGAUGUUGACAAG
Anneissia japonica is the source of this 432-nucleotide messenger RNA. RefSeq lists its product as uncharacterized. The record is from RefSeq and is a predicted model, not a curated record. The transcript is spliced from 2 exons. NCBI's taxonomy places the organism in Eukaryota, Metazoa, Echinodermata, Crinoidea, Comatulida, Comatulidae. The annotation marks the transcript as partial.